AUCAUUAUAGAAAGGAGAAACAUCAUUACAUGUAGCAGCUUACUGGGGACGGUUAAAUGUAACCAAAUGGUUGAUAGAAGAAAAAGGAAUGGAUCCCAUGGAUAAGACAUCUGAGGACGGGAAAACAGCAUUACAUUUGGCCGUUUGGAGUGGAAACAUUGAGUUAACAAAAUGGCUGAUAGAACAAAAAGGAAUGGAUCCCAUGGAUAAAUCAUCUAAGAAAGGAGAAACAGCAUUACAUGUAGCAGCUUACUGGGGACAGUUAAAUGUAACAAAAUGGUUGAUAGAAGAAAAAGGAAUGGAUCCCAUGGAUAAGACAUCUGAGGUAACAUUUGUCAUUAUGUACUUUGUGCUAUAAAUAGAAAAAAACUUAAAUAGUCUUUUACAUUACAUUGAUCUCAUGGAUUUAUUAGAAUGUUUUUUACAUGUUGUGCAGAUUUCACGACUACUCAAUUGUCUAUUAAAAUAAAAAGCGAUAGCACGUUUUUGCACGACUUCAUGCUAAAGAAGAAAUUUUGUUCCCAUCAAAAAGGGAGGUCAAACUAGAAUGACGGAGGUUCUGUGAACAGUAAAACCUUGUCCAAUCCACCAAAUAAUAACUUUAACAAAACAAUACUUUAUUAUAGGUUAAUAACACAGUUAUUAAACAUUGUAAAACAACCAAUGUUCCCUCAGGCUGCAUUAUAAAAAAGCAUAAACAUUGUUGAAAAACAAAAAAUUGCAAACAUCUUAAUGUCAUACAUAAAUACUGUGUAUACAAUUCAUAAGACUUAGAUGAAUGUUCAAUAACAUAGCAGACA
Mytilus californianus (California mussel) is the source of this 800-nucleotide messenger RNA. Its product is annotated as putative ankyrin repeat protein RF_0381. The transcript is spliced from 3 exons. NCBI's taxonomy places the organism in Eukaryota, Metazoa, Mollusca, Bivalvia, Mytilida, Mytilidae. The record is from RefSeq and is a predicted model, not a curated record. The coding region runs from base 89 to 358 and encodes 89 amino acids. Gene Ontology annotation, molecular function: protein binding.